Messenger RNA from Cuscuta epithymum, 2134 nucleotides. The record is from the annotation of a GenBank genome assembly. NCBI's taxonomy places the organism in Eukaryota, Viridiplantae, Streptophyta, Magnoliopsida, Solanales, Convolvulaceae.
GGAGUAUAUAUUUUUGUGUUAUACCUUUUCUAAUCAUGAGUAUAGAAGAUCGUAGCCCCAGGCUAGAGACAAUAGUCCAAAUAUUAAAGCAAAUCCAUUCCAAAUUUCAAUAUUAUUUGAGUAUGAGAUCGAAUACGACGACCUUGUUCUAGGGUUAUGGGUUAUGUUGUUACUGAUAUGAAAAUCAGAAUUAUGAGUCAAUCGUGCCUUCUCCAUAGAGGUGUGAUCUGUAAUGGAAGAAAGCAGCGGAUUUAGCGCGGUAGUUAGAGAGAAGAAACUGCCGUAAGGACUCUAACGUGACCGUGAAUUUCCUUAAAGGCUAUUUAGCUUAUUUUUACUAACUUAUGAUAUUAACUUAAAGUUACCUAUUAAAGUGUGUACAUACACCCAAUUUUCUCUUUUAAAAUUUCAAAAUUUCCAAUUUUCCCCAUUUUUGUUUCCAUAUUCAUUAAUGUUUUUAUUAACUCCGGAUCAUUUUCAUCAUUCAAAAAAACGAGAGAACCCCACUGGCUCAACCACUUUGUCUCUCUAUCUGUCUCGUUGAUAAUUUGUAGGGGUCCAUACUCCAUAGUUAAUCAAACAGUUCCUUGGCUCUAAACCACUUAUUUUCUUCACUAGUUGAAAAAACUUUGGUACCUUUUAAGAUAAGGUGUAAUCAUGUAGUUUAAAACCCUAAUCUUUAACCAUCUUUGAAGUAGUUCAAAAUUGAAAAAGUAAGCAUUGUAUACAUCUCUCCCAUUCUUUAAGUAGUUCCCUUUUCUUUUGGUUAUUUGGACUCUGAAGAUUCCUUGUGUAGGCUUUGCUCAGAGGACCAAAGAUUCAGCACACUGUUCAUAUGGCUUGGAGGAACAAGAUGCCCAAUUUCAGUAAUGUGUUUCAGGGUACCGCAAUGGAGGUGGAGCCAGGAUGCCCACACACAAUUAAGUCCCAUGGUUCAACAGUUGCAUGGGAUCACAAACUAGACUGGCUCAUUCUCCUCUUCCUCCUGCUCUUGGAGGUCAUCCUCUACAUGAUAGGUCCAUUCUAUCGUUUUGUAGGUGCUGACAUGAUGUCGGAUCUCAAAUACCCCAUGAAAGAGAACACUGUCCCUGUUUGGGCAGUUCCUAUCAUUGCAAUUCUUUUGCCUAUUGUGAUCUUCAUUUUCUUCUACCUUCGAAGGAAGGAUGUCUAUGAUCUACACCACAGUAUACUAGGACUUUUAUUUGCUAUACUAAUAACUGCCGUCAUGACGGAUGCAAUAAAAAAUGCAGUUGGCCGCCCUCGACCUGACUUUUUCUGGCGUUGCUUUCCAGACGGACGGGAUCUUUAUGAUCGUUGGGGCAAUGUAGUAUGCCAUGGUAAAGAAAGUGACAUAAAAGAAGGGCAUAAGAGUUUUCCAAGUGGUCACACUUCAUGGUCAUUUGCUGGCCUAGGUUUCCUAUCAAUGUAUUUAGCAGGGAAAAUUAAAGCUUUUGAUCGUAGAGGACAUGUGGCGAAGCUAUGCAUCAUUUUUCUUCCUCUUCUUGUAGCAUCUCUUGUCGGCGUUUCUCGUGUGGAUGACUACUGGCAUCAUUGGCAAGAUGUGUUUGCUGGGGCCCUCUUAGGUCUUGUAGUGGCAGCAUUCUGCUAUCUGCAAUUUUUCCCGCCCCCAUAUCACUCUCAAGGUUGUACACCUUAUGCGUUCUCCCGAGCUGUGGAAGAGUUUAGAAGUAAUUCACGAACUCGGUCAUCUGCAAAUGGACAAAAUACGUCGCAGUGCUUAGCAUUGCGAGUUGCAAACCAGCCAACCAUUGAUCCACUUCAUAUUUUGGAGUGUGGCAACAGGAUACAGAGAAACAACCUUUGACUCGGUCAGGUCAAACUUUCCAUGUAAGGAUGGACUUGCUUCUUGUAAAUAUUUAGUUAGGUAAGAAUUAUCACUUUUAGUUGCAACAUUCUGUAACCAUUUCCUCCCUUUUCCAUUAGUUGAACCAUAAGUAAACUUCCCUCCUUUUCUCUAUUAUCACCUUUUCAUUGUUUAGCUCCUAUAAUAAUCAUAUAGUGAGUGUUUGAGGAUGCAUUGAUGCCGGAUGGCCUUGUUGCUUCAAUUGUAUGUACUAUAUGGAUCAGUUUAAAAAUUUAAAAUUGACUUCCUAAGUCAAUGACCAACUCAAAA